CAGAGCUGCCUUUCUAAGCUGAGCCGUGCGUUCCUACUUCAGUGGCCUCGCUGGCCUCGCGCGAGUCUCACGUGGGUCCUCGGUCAUGGCCAGCUGGGUGUUCUGUAAUCGCUGUUUCCAGUCGCCGCACAGGAAGUCGUCCUUCAGCCUGACCAGCUGCGGGCACGUGUACUGCCACUCCUGCCUCCUCAAAGGUACAAAGAAUGAAUGCGUAAUCUGUCAAGCUCCUUGUCAGACAGUUCUACUCUCAAAACAUACAAACUCCAAUAUCCAGACAUUCUUUCUGGGCAUAGAUGGUCUAUGUAAGAAGUAUUCCCAGGAGACCUCUCAGAUUUCAGAAUUUCAAGAAAAACACAGGAGGAGGUUAGUAGCUUUCUAUCAAGAAAAGAUUUCUCAGUUGGAGGAGUCCCUCAGAAAGUCAGUACUACAAAUCAAGCAACUACAAAGUAUGAGAUCAUCACAACAACCAGCUUUCAACAAAAUCAAAAAUUCAGUUUCAACAAAGCCAAAUGGAUAUCUCUUUCUACCACCCAACUCUUCACUCCCUGACAGAAUAGAGUCAAUGGACAUUGACCUGACUCCUCCAGCAAGAAAGCCUGAGAUGUCAGCAGGCCCUUCAAGAAUCUCUGUGAUUAGUCCACCUCAGGAUGGACGCAUGGGCAGCGUCACCUGCAGGGGACCCCAGCAUCUUAGCUUGACACCCAGCCAUGCAAGCAUGACAAAGGCUAGCAGAGUCCCACCAUUGCAGAUGCCCUACAAGGAGCUGUCACCACCUCCAGCAUCACAGCUAUCCAGCAGAGCAACACAAGGGCCUUCCCCCAGUGUCAGCAGUUCAUGGACAGGACCACCUCGGCAGCCCAUCAGUAUCUCAGGCCUGCUGCAGAGACAGUGUGCAGGAUCAGCAUCCCCUAGGGGGAUGGAUACUGAGAAGAUGAGCCCAUUCUUGCCUUCCACACCUACAAAUCUACGCUCUGUAGCCAGCCCCUGGCAUGCAUGCGUUCAUCGAUCUCUGCAGAGCUGUGUUCUGCCCUGAAGUCAAGUUGCAGAUGAGACCUGUUGCUCUGUUGGAGAGUGGGCCCUUCCUAUGGGAGGCAUUUGGCACUCAUAGGUAAGUGGCAUGUGCCUCAAUCCUAGUCCUUGCAUCUCUCAGAGUUCAACACCACAGGAACUAAGAAGGGGGUUGUGGUGCUCACUCUACUUCUUUACUUUCUAUUUGCCUGUAGUUUGUCAGAGAACUUGUCUGGUUCUGUAGAAGACAUUAACAGCAGAAAGAAGUAACUUUCCACUCUGCAGCUAGGCUAAGGUGCAGGCAGGCUGCCCACUGGACUACUCCAGUGGUAUGUGACCUCUGUGGAUGCUGUUGCUAGAAUUGCAUCUUCCCAGUCCUCAGGAAAUGAUGCUUGGGCUGCUGAGCAGGGAUAAGCCUCAUUUCUGCUGUCCCAGGAAGUGUAUAUGACCCAGGCAUGGUUGUCCCCCAGGAAUGUACUUGAUCCCAGAAAUAUGUGAUGAGUGUUCAGAAAUCUUGUAGUAACAUACCUGUUCUAAGUUGUUUUCAUUCACAAUUUGAUUGUAAAAAUACUGUAAUAAAAUCUUUGUGAACUUCAUGCAAUAUAUUUUGAUCAUACCACAUACUCUUCUCCUUUAAAAAUAUUUACAUUCGUUUACUUCAUUUAUAUGAGUAUCUGUAUGAGUAUCUGUACGUGUAAAGAAUAGGACUCUGACAAGUCUAGAAGAGGGCAUCGGGUCCCUUAGAGGUGGAGUUAUACACAUUUAUGAACAGCCUAACAUGGAUGCUGGCAUCUGAGCUCUGCCCCUCAUGAUUGAGCUAAAAGCAUUCUUUUUCUAGUUAUUUGGUAUAGUUGAGGGGCGGGGUAUUGGUUU
Mus musculus (house mouse) is the source of this 1881-nucleotide messenger RNA. RefSeq names its product ring finger protein 212 (gene Rnf212). The transcript is spliced from 13 exons. The record is from RefSeq and is a predicted model, not a curated record. Gene Ontology annotation, biological process: protein sumoylation; reciprocal meiotic recombination. Bases 86 to 1033 code for a protein of 315 amino acids. Gene Ontology annotation, cellular component: synaptonemal complex; chromosome; nucleus. Gene Ontology annotation, molecular function: SUMO transferase activity. Lineage: Eukaryota; Metazoa; Chordata; Mammalia; Rodentia; Muridae.